AUGUUACGGUCAUCUGAAUCUGUGGCAAAUCGACGACAGCUAUGGAGAAAAUUCACUGGAUUAUUGUUUUUCAUUGCGGUUGCAGAAGCUUUGCGAUGUCGCAGCGAUGAUGGUCCUUCGGAGGCUGAAUUGAAAAGAGUUGGCCGAAAUUGUAUGAGAAAAUUUGGUGAAAAUGUUUUCAAUAUGCAAAAUAAUCAGCAGCAGCAGCAACAACAACAGCAGCAACAGCAAUCACAAGGACAUUACAGCCAACAAAGGUCUAAUCGUAAUGGUUACAAUAUUUAUCCCGAUUACGAUAAUGAUGAUGGCAGUGAUGAAAGCCAUGGAGGUAAUAGUAAUGAAAAUAGUGGUGGCGGUAAUCAAUUUUCUCAAAGAAAUUAUCAACAAAAUAAUCAGAAUAAUAACAACAACAAUGGCAGAGGGGGAGGUGGAGGUGGAGGUACUGGCAGAAAUCAGAAUAAUGACAAUAAUGGCCGAUCUGGCAAUUCAGGUGGAGGAGGCGGUAAUACGAACUAUGGCAACAAUGAGAAUGAAGAUCGUUGUGGAAAUCAAAAUAAUCGCCAGCGUUCGGGAUCAAAUGGCAAUAGAUCAAAUGGAAAUUCCGGUGGUGGCGGGAGCAACAAUCAAAGGAACCAAGGAGGUUCCGCACAGAAUGGUCGAUAUGGCAAUAAUAAUCAAAAUAACAAUAAUAGGAGCAACAACAAUAAUCAAAAUAAUAACAAUAACAACAACAGAAAUCGAAACAAUAACUCCAAUUAUAAUAACAACAACAACAACAGAAAUAGCAACAAUAAUAAUAACAACAACAAUUCUUCUUCAUCGGAUAGUAAUUGCAUCGUCCAUUGCUUUUUCGAUGAAAUGAAUAUGUUAAACAAAAACAGCUAUCCCGAUCGUCAUAAGGUCCUCUAUGGUCUCACCAAGGAUAUGCGUGAUCGCGAAUUACGCAACUUCUACACGGACACCAUACAGGAAUGUUUUCGUUAUUUGGAGUCGCAAAGACGCCGCGAGAAGUGUCAAUUUUCACGUGACCUCAUCUCCUGCAUGACCGAAUAUGCCAAAGGCAAUUGUGAGGAUUGGAAUGAAUUUAGUAUGAUGUUCAAUUAGAUAUGUAAGAAAAUGUGAAGUAGCUAAA
Messenger RNA from Musca vetustissima, 1132 nucleotides. RefSeq names its product probable serine/threonine-protein kinase clkA. The transcript is spliced from 2 exons. The record is from RefSeq and is a predicted model, not a curated record. Bases 1 to 1104 code for a protein of 367 amino acids. Lineage: Eukaryota; Metazoa; Arthropoda; Insecta; Diptera; Muscidae. Gene Ontology annotation, molecular function: odorant binding.